This is a messenger RNA of Vigna radiata var. radiata (mung bean), 1048 nucleotides long. RefSeq names its product putative cytochrome c oxidase subunit 5b-like. Gene Ontology annotation, cellular component: mitochondrial envelope. The transcript is spliced from 6 exons. The record is from RefSeq and is a predicted model, not a curated record. Gene Ontology annotation, biological process: mitochondrial electron transport, cytochrome c to oxygen. Bases 139 to 627 code for a protein of 162 amino acids. Lineage: Eukaryota; Viridiplantae; Streptophyta; Magnoliopsida; Fabales; Fabaceae.
ACUUUGAGCGGUCGAUGGGUUAGGAGCAAUCGAAAGGUAGCCGAAGAGAAAGAGAAAGGACGAUCUAGAGUGAAGCAAGUAGUAGGAGGUAACAACUCCAUUUCCAAUUUUCUGACUGGGUGCGACCUGAGAUCAAACAUGUUGCGGAGGUUUCUAUCUUCCAACCUAAAAACCCUAGCCGCCGCUUCUUCCUCCUCUCUUACUUCCCGAUCUGCUUCCGCCGCCGCCAGAUUCCCCGCUCUUUCUCGCUCCUACCGCUACUUCUCAACUCAAUCCGAGGAUGCUACUGCGAUCAAAAAGAAGGUUGAGGAUGUAAUGCCUAUCGCUACCGGACACGAGCGCGAGGAGCUUGAAGCUGAGCUCGAGGGAAGGGAUAUUCUUGAAAUAGACCAUCCCGAAGGUCCAUUCGGCACAAAGGAAGCACCUGCCAUUGUAAAAUCUUACUAUGAUAAAAGGAUAGUUGGAUGCCCAGGCGGUGAAGGCGAGGAUGAGCAUGAUGUUGUCUGGUUUUGGCUGGAGAAAGGCAAGCCUCAUGAAUGUCCUGUGUGCGCACAAUAUUUUGUUCUUGAAGUGGUAGGACCUGGUGGACCACCCGAUGGACAUGGCGAUGAUGAUCACCACCAUUGAUUGAUCAUUCAAUUUUCCAUCUGGAAUAAAUUCUGGGAACAUGGAGAGACAUUGUUUAGCAUACACUCCGGCCUUUCAAAAUGCUGUGGCCUAUGUUGGUUUUGAUUUGUCUGUAUGGUAUGGCAACUUUUGAGGUAGUAACUUUCUGCGAUUGUUUGAACGCUGUAUGCUCAUUUUUUUGAGCUAUCAUGGUGCUAGACUGUUUUUAUUGGUUGCGAAAUAAUUGAUACUCCUUGAUGAUUUCUUAACUGGUUUGAAUUUCCGGAUUAUGUUUUGGGGAGCAGGGAGAGAAUUCCAAGAACGUGACUUCAAAUUGUUUAAAAGGUGUGAGCCUAACGGCGAGGAGGUCCUCUCGCCACUAAACAACAUUUUAUGUAGUAACGGUGGUUGCUUUUAAUCAUAUUUUCCCCAUUUUGUUUCA